AUGUGUGCCAAAAGAGAGGAUAACUCUUUGCGGUACAGGAGGGCUCAGAGUGUAACCACCGCUGAAGAUAUUACAGAGAAAGAAAAUAAGGCUAGAAGAUUACAGUAUGAUAAGCCCUGUCACAGACCCAGGGACUCUCUUUUCUCAUGGAGUUCAGAGUUCACAAAUUUUACGGGUUUAGUAAAUUGGGGUUUUCUCAUGCUAACUAUCAGUGGAUUGCGCUUAUGUCUUGAAAACUUUCUUAAGUAUGGAAUUCGUGUCAAUCCUUUUGAGUGGAUUAUUGUACUAACGGGAUAUAAUGAUGAAAAUUAUAAACAUGAGUAUCCUUCAAUAAUAUUGCUAUGUUUUAGUGGAGUACCUCCUGUUGUAUGCUUCUUGAUUGAAAAAGCUAUUGCUGUGGAAUUCUUCUCGGAUAAGUUAGGUGAAUCAUUACAAAUAAUAACAAUACUUCUAGAGAUUAGUUUACCAGUGAUUGCGCUUCAUUUCACUAAUCAGGAAUUUAAUAUUGUUGGCAUAUCAACAGCCUGUAUGGUGUACUUAAUAUUGUUUUUGAAGUUGUGGAGUUAUUGUCAAACAAAUCAUUGGUGCCGAGCUGCAAAAUCUAAACAAUCAAAUUCACUUCGUCGCCAAAGUUUAUCCGUACCGAAUUGCAAAGAUGUAGACGACGAGGUAGUUACAGGCAUCGUACAGUAUCCUGAUAACUUGAAGCUUGGUGAUUUGUUUUACUUCCUGCUCGCACCUACCCUUUGCUAUGAAUUGAAUUUCCCUCGUACUAAUAGAAUUAGGAAGAGGUUCCUAAUCAAAAGAAUAGUCGAAGUAAUAUUCGGUAUGAACCUUGUGAUGGCACUAUUUCAACAGUGGAUGAUACCGGCGGUGACGAACGCCCUAGAUCCUUUCUCGCAAAUGGAUUAUGUAAGAAUUACAGAGAGAUUGUUGAAACUUGCCAUACCUAACCAUUUACUAUGGCUGUGCUUCUUUUACCUCACAUUUCACUCGUUCCUAAACCUAAUGGGCGAGUUAUUACACUUCGCAGACCGUAACUUCUACGGGGAUUGGUGGAACGCGCGUAAUAUUUCCGUAUUUUGGAGUUCGUGGAAUAUGCCCGUGCACGUUUGGGCCGUACGACACGUAUACGUGCCCGUUACUAAUAUGGGCUAUAGUAAAGGCGUGUCGGCUAUUAUGGUCUUCUUUAUAUCGGCGUUCUUUCAUGAAUAUUUGGUGAGUGUCCCGCUUCAGAUGUUCCGAGUGUGGGCGUUUUUAGGGAUGAUGGCUCAACCGCCUCUAGCUGUCAUUUCAAAGGUAUUUGAGUGGCGUUUGGGAGCGCGUUGGGGCAAUAUGGUUGUUUGGAGUUCGCUCAUACUCGGUCAACCACUCGCUAUAAUGAUGUAUUACCACGAUUACGCCUUAACGCAAAUGAAGCCAUAA
This is a messenger RNA of Pieris macdunnoughi, 1425 nucleotides long. Lineage: Eukaryota; Metazoa; Arthropoda; Insecta; Lepidoptera; Pieridae. The record is from the annotation of a GenBank genome assembly.